AUGAUGCAACCAAAGCCCGAGGCUCAACCAUUUCUGCUCUCGGCGUUUGACCACCACCCCACCAUCAAGAAGGAAUCCCAGCAGGACUUUCUCGCUUUGGACGUUCCACAGCUCCCCACCCGUCCGCUUCCUGACAACCAGAAACAUCAGCUCGCGCCCCAAAGACCUCAACCCUACAAAGGCUUGGCCUUCCACAACCCUUUCGACAUGAACUCGUAUCCCAUCACCAAUCCGCCCAUCCUCGACUCGACCAUGUUUCUCCCUUACUCGGGAGACAACUCCCAGAGACGUCGGCGCAUCUCCAUUUCGAACGGUCAAAUCGGCCAGAUUGUCAACCACGAAGCCUUCUUCAUGGACGAAGACCUGUUGGACGACAUGCAGGACUUCGUAUCGUACCAACAGGUUCCUCCUCCUCCUCCGGCGGCCAAUCAACCGCUUCUGGAGCCGUCGCAGCACCAGCCGCAGCCGCAGCACCAGCUACAACCCCAGCCGCAACCCCGUCUGCAACAGCUCACGCCGCGCCUGUCAGACCCACCGUCUGAAAGAUUGAUGCAUCUUGAAAUGGGCGACCCCGUGUCUGUGGUGGCGCCGCCAUAUGUCCAGCAAACCAGAGCGAGUGCUGUGCGAGAACCUGUGGAUCGCGAACCUGUUGUGCGUGAACCUGUUGUUCCGUUUGCGCCUGGGGUAUCGACGCUAGAAAGAGAUGCUGCGGACAAUGUUGCUGGUGUCCCGCCGCCAAACCAUCUGCUCAUCUACAACAACGAAGUGAUUUUCAACCCCAACAAUGGGCCUAUCCCAGGCACGGCGGCGUGGAAGAAGGAACGGUUGUUGGAGCGCAAUCGUGUAGCAGCGUCAAAGUGCCGUCAGCGCAAGAAACAGGCCCAGCAACAGCUUUAUGAAAACGUCACCAAAUUUGAGAAAAAAAUCACCGAACAGCAAGCUCGUCUCGACAAGUACGAGCGGCUUUUGGCUCGAUAUAAUGCUGCGCUCGAACGUCACUUUGAGCUGUCGCCGGCAGACAGCUUGGCGCCGCUCGCUAAGUUUGUGGGCAAACUGAUUGAUGACAUCUCACUAGGGGACUUGGAGUAA
Molecule: messenger RNA, 1089 nt
Organism: Clavispora lusitaniae ATCC 42720
Lineage: Eukaryota; Fungi; Ascomycota; Pichiomycetes; Serinales; Metschnikowiaceae
Gene: RCA1
Product: Rca1p
Biological process (GO): regulation of transcription by RNA polymerase II
Molecular function (GO): RNA polymerase II cis-regulatory region sequence-specific DNA binding; DNA-binding transcription factor activity, RNA polymerase II-specific
Source: RefSeq, a predicted model, not a curated record